AUGGGAAGACUAACCAACACAACAUGCAUAGCCACUCUCGGCUACAAAUACCACGGAUUACACAUGCAUUUCAAUAUCCAAAUCAUGCUCCAUGAUAGCCGCAAAUUAGAAAUUACUCCGAACUCUGCUCUCGUAUUUGGGACUCAAACUCCAGGCCAUUCGAUCCUAAAUAUCUACGAAACUCUCCCUCUCGGCCCCACACAACAAGAAACCCGGAUCGUCAAACUCCUACCCAGAAGCGGAAGCGGAAGCGAUAUCCCAAAAUACGAGCUCCUCAAAGCUUCAUUUGGAGACCAGCCUGAUUAUGAAGCUCUUUCAUAUACCUGGGAGCAAGGGAGCGGAAAUAGCGAGAUCAGCCUCUAG
Messenger RNA from Lindgomyces ingoldianus, 363 nucleotides. RefSeq lists its product as uncharacterized. The record is from RefSeq and is a predicted model, not a curated record. The transcript is spliced from 2 exons. Lineage: Eukaryota; Fungi; Ascomycota; Dothideomycetes; Pleosporales; Lindgomycetaceae. The coding region runs from base 1 to 363 and encodes 120 amino acids.